UUUGCAAGUGCAUUAUGGGAAAAGACGUUUGACGCACAUGUGGCAUCCUGAUCAGUGCUGAGCGAGUCUGGAGGAGACGCAGUGGAGUGUAUAAACGGCAGCUAUUUGUUUAAUUAAAUCAGGAUUAGCCAUAUAUACUAAAGUAAAAUGAAACCAGGAUUCACCCCAAGAGGAGGUGGUGGUGGUCGAGGAGGCUUUGGAGGAAGAGGAAGAGGAGGAGACCGGGGUGGUAGAGGAGGAUUUCGAGGAGGUAGAGGUGGUGGUGGCGGAGGAUUCAGGUCCCCUGGAGGUGAUGGUGGAUUCCGUGGACGAGGGGGUGGUCGUGGUACUCCUAGAGGCCGAGGAGGACGAGGAGGGUUCAGAGGGGGCAUAAAGGUGACUGUAGAGCCCCAUAGACAUGAAGGAGUUUUUAUCUGCCGUGGUAAAGAGGACGCCCUGGUCACAAAGAACAUGGUGGUUGGAGAUUCUGUGUAUGGAGAGAAGAGAAUAAGUGUUGAGGAAGGGGAAACUAAAAUUGAGUACAGAGCAUGGAAUCCUUUCCGUUCGAAGCUGGCCGCAGCCAUUUUAGGUGGUGUUGACCAGAUCCACAUCAAGCCAGGAGUGAAGGUCAUGUACUUAGGAGCCGCAUCAGGAACUACUGUAUCCCAUGUUUCUGACAUUGUUGGACCGGAGGGGUUGGUGUACGCUGUCGAGUUCUCCCACAGAUCAGGCAGAGACUUGCUGAAUGUGGCGAAAAAGAGAACCAACAUUAUUCCCAUCAUUGAAGAUGCACGGCACCCGCACAAAUACCGCAUGCUUGUUGGUAUGGUGGAUGUUAUAUUUGCUGAUGUUGCUCAGCCUGACCAAACAAGAAUCGUCGCCCUCAAUGCACACAAUUUCCUGAAGAAUGGAGGACAUUUCGUUAUUUCCAUCAAGGCUAACUGCAUUGAUUCAACAGCUGCUCCAGAGGCAGUGUUUGCAUCAGAGGUUAAGAAGAUGAGCGCUGAAAACAUGAAACCUCAGGAGCAGCUGACACUGGAGCCAUAUGAGAGAGAUCACGCAGUUGUUGUGGGAAUCUACAGACCACCUCCCAAGCAAAAGAAGUGAGGUUUCUCUGUGGAAAUUUUCGUCACUAGUCACAUCCUCCCUUUACGCCUGAAAUAUCUGCUUCUGCCACUAGAUGAACCCACGGUUUGCAGAAGACAAAAGACUGAUGUAACAACCAUUUUCUGUGUCCACCAGGUUGGGAGUGUAUCCCUUUGUACCUGAUUGGCACAGGCAACAUAUUCUUUAUGGAGAGUAACUCGAGUCCUGUUUUUUCCUUUGUAUGAUCAUCCUCUGUCUUGUAAUAUACUGUACUGAGAGAUGAAUUUUGUGUUUUGCUUGUAGAAAUUAUUGGAAGCUAGAUGUGUUAUGUUAACUAAAUCAACAGUUUUCCAAAGCAUACGUUUGUUAUUGUUUCUUUUGAAUAUUUUUAGUAAAAAAAAUUAAUCCAAUGUCACAUUGUUUACAGUCUAUCUGUAUUUUGUUUGUACCUCUAAAUCGCCGUUUUCAAGAAGCUUCUUGUUGUGAUGCUGUUUCAGAAGUAUUAAUAUAAACCCAUAUCACCAACUCUAAAAAAGGCAUUUGUUCAGCUAGUCUAAGCUUGAUUGCUGUUCUUUUCUGGUUUUCUCUCAGCCUGGCCAUAUCACAAGUGCCCAAAACCCCCUUAUGAAACAAGUAGAUACUCGAGCAAACUAGUUUAUGAUGAGUUAAACUUUUUUUCUUUCUUAC
This is a messenger RNA of Sinocyclocheilus grahami, 1752 nucleotides long. Its product is annotated as rRNA 2'-O-methyltransferase fibrillarin-like. The transcript has 9 exons. Gene Ontology annotation, cellular component: Cajal body; small-subunit processome; box C/D methylation guide snoRNP complex. Gene Ontology annotation, molecular function: RNA binding; histone H2AQ104 methyltransferase activity; rRNA methyltransferase activity. The coding region runs from base 148 to 1086 and encodes 312 amino acids. Gene Ontology annotation, biological process: box C/D sno(s)RNA 3'-end processing; rRNA methylation. The record is from RefSeq and is a predicted model, not a curated record. NCBI's taxonomy places the organism in Eukaryota, Metazoa, Chordata, Actinopteri, Cypriniformes, Cyprinidae.